This is a messenger RNA of Zophobas morio, 1468 nucleotides long. It is a transcript of the gene mRpS5, whose product is annotated as small ribosomal subunit protein uS5m. Gene Ontology annotation, biological process: translation. NCBI's taxonomy places the organism in Eukaryota, Metazoa, Arthropoda, Insecta, Coleoptera, Tenebrionidae. The record is from RefSeq and is a predicted model, not a curated record. Gene Ontology annotation, molecular function: structural constituent of ribosome; RNA binding. Bases 69 to 1400 code for a protein of 443 amino acids. Gene Ontology annotation, cellular component: ribosome. The transcript has 4 exons.
UCGUAUAUAACAUGACGAAAAAGUGAGGUUACGGUUUUUUUUUUAAAACACUUAAAAAGUUGUAAAUAAUGGCCUCACAAUUAUUAAAUGUAACAAGAACGUUAUCCAAAUUAUCCCUUAAUACAAAAUGUAGGUUAGGUAAUACCCUCAUAAAAUUGGAACAAGAAUUGGCACCACAACCCCUAUUUAGUAACCCAUCUCGAAACACAAACUUCUUCAACAAAUUGCCUGCCCAUGAUCUUUGGAAAGGAAUCACCUCGGUCAGUAACGCCGGUAAAAAACGAGGCCGUGGCAAAACCGUCUCGAAGAAAAACAUCAAAGACUUAAACAGAGGACAAAUCAUAGGAGUCGGCAAAGCCAACAUCGUCUGGCCAGGCCUCACAGCCCCCAUUAUAAGAGGCAAAGAAAUCGUCGAACAACAACAACUACCGGAAGACCCCGAGCGUCAAAAAAAACUAGACGCGCUACGCGACCAGAUGGGAACCCACCGCUACGCCAAACUAAGCCCCAUCGAGCGAGGCUGGUCUGGGGCUAAAAUGCCCGGACGCAGCAUCGGCCCCCCUGACCCCAUAGGCGAAGAGAUUUUCACCGGCUUUGACUCGAAAGUCAUCGAACUCAAAACCGUCUUCAACAUGAAAGGCAACUUCGGGCGCAAGCGCCGCGUCUCCGCCACCGUGGUCACCGGCAACCAAAACGGCGUCGCGGGCUUCGCCAACGGCAAAGGCCAAGAACCAAAAACCGCCCUACGCAAAGCCAAAAAUCGCUCAGGACAAAAACUCAUGCACAUCAAAAUCUUCAGAAACCACACCGUUUACCACAAUUUCUUCACUCAGUUCGGCGCCACGAAGAUUUUCGUCCAGCAGAAACCAGAAGGGUACGGUUUGGUUUGUCACAGAGCCAUUAAAACUAUUUGUGAAGUCGUGGGAAUUAAGGAUUUGCAUGCCAAGGUCGAGGGGUCGACUAGUGUGACGCACGUGAUGAAGGCCUUCUUCUUGGGGUUGAUCCGGCAGAAAAGUCACGAGGAAAUCGCGGAAAGCAAGGGGCUGCAUCUGGUGGAGUUUUGUAAGGAGAAUGGGUAUUUUCCGACGGUGUUGGCGUCCCCGGCGAAGUGCAGGAGUCCAGAUGAGAUCAAGAACGACGAAAUUUUGGAUUUCACGCAGUACUGUUACGACGGGAGGGUGGUUUUGAAGAAGAAGAAACAUCCCCCGUUUUAUACCAAACAUAAGUCGUACGAAAUUUAUUUGAAGAAGCAGGAGAAAUUGAGGAAUAAGGAGGAGGUGAAGAUGAAUUUGAUUGCGCAGUAUGGGGAGAUCAGGAGCUUCUUGACGGAGAAGUAUCCAGAGUGCAGGCCUUACAAGGAACCUAAGAAGGAACAAGCAGAAGAAGAUAGCAAUACAUAGAGAUGAUUUUGUAUAAAGUUAAAAUGUUUCCUUUCUGUAUUGACUCAAAUAAAUCUAAGAUUUAAGUA